UAGCCAUUGGACCACCAGGAAAGUGCCAGCAGAUCUUAUUUAAUGCUCCCCUCACACCUGUGAGACUUGAGUUACUCUCCCCAUUUUGCAUGAGAGAUGUGACUAAGGUGAGUUUAUGCAUCUGCUGAUUUGCAGAUGUGGGAUUUAAACCCAGUGUGUCUCCUCCAUGCUGUUGCAGAGCUCUUCUGCCCCACCAUGCCCCUGGGACAGUGACUCCAUUGCUGGAUGGAAAGACAUGAGGUCAGAGGAGGCACAGACAGGCCACUUCCUCUCAUUCAAUUUUCUCUGUGCCCUACUCAGCUGGAACAGCUUCUACUCGGCCUCUCAAGAUCCUUAUCUGCACCUGCGCUUGGGGAACUUUUCCUACACCUCUCACACCCCCCAGGAGAGUUGGAGAAAGGAGUUUUCCACGUGGUCACUGGACAUGAGUAACUGUGACUUCCCCUCCUCUGCACCCAGGCUUGGAAAACCCCACCCAGGUCUUCUGAUAAAAGCCCUGGGCCCUGCAGGAUAGACCAGAGGAGAACUCUUCACUUCACCAGACUUACUGAGACCCUUGCAGGGAGGUCUGAGCCGGACAACCUGAGAUGAAGCUCAUCAUUGCCGCACUGGUGUGCCUGCUGCUGGCCGGGAUGUGGUUACAGGAUGCAGACGCCAAGAGCAUGCACGUGUCAUCCUCCAAUUGCUGUUUCAUAACGGUGAAGAGAAAGAUUUCUCCGAAGAGAAUCCAGUGUUACAAGAACAUCAGCUCCACCUGCUCCUACAAAAACCGUCUGAUACUGAAGCUGACUGGAGGCCUAGAGGCUUGUGUCUUCCAAAAAGAAUCAUGGGUUCAGGCUUACUUAAAGAAGAUAAACCUCUGCCAGUGAAAGGAUAUGUGAGCUGAUCCCUUCUCACCCUGGACUCAAGAUACCACGUGGCUUCACUUUCCUCCCAACGUCUAACUUCACACCAGUCCUUCUGCCCCGUCUUCACCAGGUCACGCCAAAGGGUCUGCUGGGCUCUAAUAAGCUAUGUUGUUGCACUUUAUAUAUUUAAAUUCUAGAAUCUUUAACUUCUGUCCCCACCCCCCCCCACCCCCCACGCCUCUUGGACUUCACAGGGAUUUCAAGGUGCAAAGUUGAUUGACAUUGAGGGGCUGGGGCCAGGGGGUGGAGAGGAGGGAAACAGGUUGGAAUUGGUGCCAGGGGAACUGACUUCUUAUAUUAUUAUUUAAUUUUUAUUGGAAUAUAGAUGCUUUACAAUGUUGUGGUAGUUUCUACUCUGUAGCAAGGUGAAUUCUUGAUACUGUGGAACUGACUUCUUGUCAAAAACCGUCAAUAAAUGACUCAACACAACUCAGCUGACUGCCUUUGUCCUGGGGGAAUAAAUAUUGAUUUGCCUUGUGAUGUAGAUUCUCUGCGGGGCUGGGUCC
Messenger RNA from Odocoileus virginianus texanus, 1414 nucleotides. RefSeq names its product C-C motif chemokine ligand 1 (gene CCL1). Gene Ontology annotation, molecular function: chemokine activity. Lineage: Eukaryota; Metazoa; Chordata; Mammalia; Artiodactyla; Cervidae. Gene Ontology annotation, cellular component: extracellular region. The record is from RefSeq and is a predicted model, not a curated record. Gene Ontology annotation, biological process: immune response.